AGUAAGAUCUUUGAAAUUGCUGCAUGUUGCAUUUAUAUUUUGGUUGUGCGUGUGUGUGUGCAAAAGGACAACCAGCCAACUUGACACAACUUGACACAACUGUGGGAAGUGUUGGAGUCAACAUGGGCCAACAUCUCUGGAACGCUUUCAACACCUUGUAGAGUCCAUGCCCCAACAAUUGAACCUGUUCUGAGGGCAAAAGGGUGCAACUCAAUAUUAGGAAGGUGUUCUUAAUGUUUUGUGCACUGUGUAUAUUAGGAACUCACUCAACUUACUAUUGAGAGUAAGAAUAGUAGAAUACACCAGGUACAUUUCGAAACUUGGUUGUGCAUCAGCAGUUUUUAUGUCAGUCACUGACUGUCAUUCAAUUAGCCAUGUCAGUUAACCAUUUUAAGAUGAGUAGUUAGUUUAGCCAUCCAUCUAAACUUGAUUUUAAAACAUUGCUAGUCAUUCUCACUCGUAUCAAAUUAAAAUGGCAUAAGUCGUUAGAAAAUGUGUAGAAUUGCAUUUUCUCUCUAACCCCCAACCAUAUCUUGCCUCCAAAAGGCUGUCCAGAGCUAAGGGACAAUAGACACUGCUGGAUACCAUUCUUUGAGUGCAGAGGGGAGGUGCAAGAGUGUCACUUUCCUGUAAACCCAGGUUAGUUAACGUUAGGGGGUUCUGAGUCCAUAUGACGUCUUCCUUCGCCUGGUUAGACCGCACAAACACCAUACACACUAUAACACCGUUCUCAGUUCUCACGAAGCGCAGCAGACUCUUGAUGAAAGCAGGCUGAGUAGCUGUAAGCUUUUUCAUGUGGCAGUUCCUACUUCCCACUGAGAAGUGUGUGUGCUUCUGAAACUAUCAUUUUCUGCUGCAUCACUAUUUACAAAUAAAAAAAAUGCACAAUCCUCUAACUUUUAUUUUUAAUUAUAUAGGUGCAGCAGCCCCCCUACUCUACCCAAAAGCUCAAACUUUCCUCAUAGGUCACAUGUAGUUCUGUGGGGCUGUGAGUACAAGUGAGGGGUUUUCUCAAGAAGUCUUUCUAGGUUGUCCUCUUUGUCUGGCCCCACGAUGAGAUGAACAAAGUGGUUAGAAGGGCGGAGGUCAGCUAAACACCCCACGUCCUCUCUCUGUCGCUUUGCACUGUGCAAUGACCCCACUAAGGAGAGGUGGUUUGGAGAGCAUAUUAAAGAGAGACUUUUUCAGUGUUUAAUGACACUGUAAUAAAUUAUCACUGCGUGUUUAACUUCCAUUUUCUAAGUCUGUGAGCGCAUGUGCACAUGCAUGUAUGAAAGUCUGUGUGAAAAGUGUAAAUUAGUUUCUCUACUCUGAGGUCAUUAUCUACCUGCCCUGCAACAGCACCAGUCACCUGUCUAAGUUUCAUUUUGACAGAGGAGAGGAUGGCGAGAGUGAGUGCGAGGUGGUGUGAGCUUGUCACACACCCACCCAGCGUGGGGGUGGAAGCUGUGGGUUCCAGUCGCCUUGAUACAUUUUUUUUAAAUAUAUUUUUUUUUUAAGACCAUGGCUCAGAUAUAGAACCACACACGUCCUGCACACAGAGGCAACACACACUCCUCUCACACACACUGCACCAUGAGCGGUAGCCAGGGCUAUACAUACCCCCAGAUGUUUCUAGUGGACUACAGUGGAGGUUCACAGCCGUCGAUCCAACCUCCAGGCCUGGUACCUUGCUGGUCCUUCCCUCCUGCCCAGGAGAGGGUAAGGGAGCAGGGCAGGGCCAGAGGCUGCAGGGGGGUUGGCUCCUGGAGCCUGGUUAUGGCUUUGCUGUUUCUGCUGCUGCUGGUGUUUGGGGCUCUGGGGCUGGGAGCCUACCAGAUACACAAGCUACAGACUCAACUGGAUGGGAUACAACAGGUUAACAUUGAGAGCCAAGGUUGUGCGCCUGAGAAGCUAGUGGGUGACCUUCCAGAGUCUGAUCCAGACACAGGGAAGAAGGCCAGCAGACCUGCAGCACACGUCAUAGGCCGGAUCGAGAAGGAUGUUUCCCAGAAUACCUUGCGUUGGGAGCCCAAGGCAGGGCGGGCCUUCACUGAGGGAGGCGUGGUCUAUCGGGAUGGUGGUCUGCAGGUCAACGAGACUGGGCUCUACCACAUCUACUCCCGGGUGCAAUUUGAGGCCAAUCACUGCACCCCUACAGAUGCCUUGGUUCACUCUGUGUUUGUGAGGAGGCCCUGGAGCUCCAAGCCUCUCACCUUGAUAGAGGCACACAGGGAGGGCUACUGCAGCUCGGGCUCUAAUGGGCGUGUCUGGACCUCUGGGAGUUACCUGGGCUCCACAUUGCAGCUGGAGAAGCAGGACUGGGUCUAUGUGAACGUCUCCCACCCAGCCAUGCUCAGCCACACUCAUCAUGCCAACUUCUUUGGACUCCACAAGAUCUAGCAAAAAAGGAUGAAAUCUGGAGUUGGUUUCAACUGAUAUUUCACUCAGAGAACCUUAACACUAAAAUGGUGGAGAAAAAAGUAGUAUUUAUUAUGAUAAAGAUCUGACACUGAUUCCAGCUGCAGGUCUGAAUGUAUGUUCAUUAGAACACAAACAUGUGCAUGUUUGGGAUUUUAUAUCCGUCAACAGGGAUCCAAUUUUUUAUAUUCUAAUAAAUGUAUUUAAAAAAAAUUAAAGUUCAGACUGAGAUCUUUGUCAAAGUGAUUGUAUAACAGGAGGAUGAUUAGUGUUAUUUUAUUGUGUUUGUGUUUUUUGUUAUGUCCCUUACAUUUUGUUCUCUCAAUCUGUCACUCCCUUGCUUCAUUAAAAUUAUAUUUUUUUAAAUGUAACCUUCAUUUAACAAGGCAAGUCAGUUAAGAACAAAUUCUUAUUACAAUGACAGCCUAAAUAUUUCAUCACAGUUUGCAGACCUCCAAGUUUAUGG
This is a messenger RNA of Oncorhynchus masou masou (cherry salmon), 2866 nucleotides long. RefSeq names its product tumor necrosis factor ligand superfamily member 6-like. Gene Ontology annotation, biological process: extrinsic apoptotic signaling pathway via death domain receptors; immune response; positive regulation of canonical NF-kappaB signal transduction. Lineage: Eukaryota; Metazoa; Chordata; Actinopteri; Salmoniformes; Salmonidae. Gene Ontology annotation, molecular function: tumor necrosis factor receptor binding. The record is from RefSeq and is a predicted model, not a curated record. Gene Ontology annotation, cellular component: membrane. The transcript is spliced from 3 exons. Bases 1576 to 2382 code for a protein of 268 amino acids.